AUGGCCACCGUACCACCUCCUCCAAGCAAGCGUCAGAAAACUGCGGCCGCAGCGCGAGCCAAGGAACAACAAGACAUCACAGAACACGUCCCUGAAGGAUCGGUGCGAAUACGGUUUGUCGAUCAAGCAACAGGCCAAACAGGUUCUCUUCCAGUCAUCUCCGUCCCUCUUGCGCGCGCCUCUACAAAGAAUCUCGAGACCCUACUGAACGGGCUACAAGAGCACGGCGAUGAGCAAAUACCCUACCGGUUCUUUUAUUCUACGGCCAACGGCGGGGUCGCAUUAGGGGAUAGGGAUGAUGUAUAUCGGACUUUGAUAGCGUCUGGCAAGGCCACGACAGAAACAGAGAUUUCUUUACAGUACACGCCACAAGCUGUAUUCAGAGUCAGAGCAGUAUCACGUUGUUCCGCUGCGGUGUCUGGACAUGGGGAGGCAAUAUUAGCCAUUCAAUUCUCCCCAACGUCGUCCUCCCGCGUCGCCAGUGGAGCGGGAGACGGUUCUGCAAGAAUAUGGGAUUGCGAUACUGGUACAAUCGUAUACACCUUAAAGGGUCACAAGGGAUGGGUGCUUGCUGUGAGUUGGUCCCCAGACGGCAGUAUCCUAGCUACAGGAGGCUCCGACAGCAUGGUCAGACUUUGGGACCCUGCAACGGGGAAAGAGCUCGGAGGACCGAUGAAAGCGCACAAGAAGCCAAUCACGAAUCUCUCCUGGGAGCCAUAUCACAAGCAAGAGUCGGGACGACCUCGGUUUGCUUCAUCGUCACAGGAUUCUACUGUCGUGAUUUGGGACGCUGUGAGAAGAAAGAUUGACUUCUCCCUGACGGGUCACAAGGAUUCCGUAAAGUGCGUCAAAUGGGGAGGUACUGGAUCAAUAUAUACUGCCUCACACGACAAGACAGUAAAAGUUUGGGAUGCGACAAAUGGCCAACUUCAGUUCACCUUGAACUCACAUGCACAUUGGGUCAACCACCUUGCGCUUUCGACCGACUUUGCUAUCCGCACUGCAUAUCACGACCACACGAGGAAAACUCCAGCGACCGAGGAGGAGAAAGUAGCCAAAGCAAAGGAACGCUUUGAAAAGGCCGCAAGGGUUGGUGGGCAAAUCACCGAGCGACUAGUCACGGCAAGCGACGAUUGCACAGUCUUUCUUUGGAGUCCUUCAGUAUCACAAAAACCUGUUGCGCGACUUACGGGGCAUCAGAAGCAAGUCAACCAUGUCACGUUCUCUCCAGAUGGCGCCUACAUAGCGUCCGCUGGAUUCGAUAAUCAUGUCAAGUUAUGGUCCGGCCGGGAUGGCAGUUUCAUUUCAUCUCUCCGGGGUCACGUUGCUUCGGUCUAUCAAUGCUGUUUCUCUGCAGACAGUCGUCUCCUCGUCAGCUCAAGCAAAGACACGACACUGAAAGCUUGGGAUGUACGGACGGGCAAGAUCAAGGAGGAUCUCCCAGGCCACAAGGACGAAGUCUAUGCCGUCGACUGGAGCCCAGACGGUGAAAAGGUUGCGAGUGGAGGUGCUGAUAAGCAAGUCAGGAUAUGGCGGCAUUGA
Messenger RNA from Pseudovirgaria hyperparasitica, 1542 nucleotides. RefSeq names its product F-box/WD repeat-containing protein pof1. Lineage: Eukaryota; Fungi; Ascomycota; Dothideomycetes; Acrospermales; Acrospermaceae. Gene Ontology annotation, cellular component: nucleolus. The transcript has a single exon. Bases 1 to 1542 code for a protein of 513 amino acids. Gene Ontology annotation, biological process: ribosomal large subunit assembly. Gene Ontology annotation, molecular function: protein binding. The record is from RefSeq and is a predicted model, not a curated record.